AUCAUGUCUGACAACAGUACACUGAUGUCUGAAACUGGGAGGAGUCUCUUGGCUGAUUCUUCUGUUCUAGAUUCAAAAAUUAUAGAGAACUCAAAAGAGAAUGUAUUUCCUGCACCUGUUUCAGAUGUUGAAGAAGAAAUGCCUCAGAUAGAAACAAGAGUGAUUCUGGUUCAGGAAGCAGGGAAACGUGAAGAGCUUCUGAAAGCUUUGGAGACCAUAAAGAUAAUGGAAGUUCCAGUUAUAAAGAUAAAGAAAACUAGUCCUGAUAAAUCAGAAGAAAAACUAAUAAAAAGUAUUAUUCAUAUGGAAAUUAAAAUGCCCUACAUAAAGAUGGACUCAAUAGAAGAACUUGGAGAUUCUGAUUCCCCAGAGUUUGAGACGGUGUUUGUUGUAGCAGACUUCCAAGAUUCUGUGUUUAGCAACCUCUACAAAGCAGAUUGCCGUGUUGUUGGACCUCCAGUAGUACUGCACUGUGCACAGAAAGGAGAGCCUUUACCUUUCUCAUGUCGUCCACUGUACUGUGCAAGUAUGUUGAACUUGGUACUGUGCUUUACGGGAUUCAGAAAGAAAGAUGAAUUAGUUAAACUAGUGACCUUGGUUCAUCAUAUGGGUGGAAUUAUUCGAAGAGACUUUAGCUCAAAGGUUACACAUCUGGUGGCUAACACAACGCAAGGAGACAAAUUCAGAAUUGCUGUGAGUCUGGGUACUCCAAUCAUGAAAGCUGAUUGGAUUUAUAAAGCUUGGGAGAAAAGAAAUGAAAUUGAUUUCUGUGCGGCUGAUGAUGACUUUAGAAAUCAAUUCAAGGUUCCUCCCUUUCAGGACUGCAUGUUAAGUUUCCUUGGAUUCUCUGAUGAAGAGAAAGCUAGCAUGGAAGAAAUGACAGAAAUGCAAGGAGGACAUUAUUUGCCAGUUGGUGAUGACCGGUGCACACACUUAGUGGUUGAAGAAAAUUCAGUAAAAGACCUUCCAUUUGAACCUUUAAAAAGUCUUUAUGUUGUAAAGCAAGAGUGGUUCUGGGGAAGCAUUCAAAUGGAUGCCAGAGCUGGAGAGUCCAUGUAUUUAUUUGAAAAGUCGGAGAGUCCAGGCCUCAAAAAGUCUGUGUCGCUACUUUCUCUGAAUACUCCAACCAGCAACCGUAAAAGAAGGCGCUUGAAAGAGACGCUUGCCCAGCUGACCAGGGAAACAGACAUGUCGCCGUUCCCGCCUCGGAAGCGCCCCUCAGCCGAACAUUCGCUCUCUAUUGGGUCCCUGCUGGAUAUUUCGAACACUCCAGAGUCAAGCACUACCAACGGAGAAACGCCAAAAUCCUGUCCAAGGCCUUCUAAAAACUCAACGCCUCUGCCAUUGAAGCAGUCUGCAAGAUGGCAGGUUGCGAAGGAAUUAUAUCAGACAGAAAGUAACUACGUUGAUAUUCUAACAACAAUCAUUGAGUUGUUUCAAGUACCACUGGAAAAGGAAGGACAACUUGGAGGACCAAUCCUUGCACCGGAAGAGAUCAAGACCAUAUUUGGCAGCAUACCAGAUAUUCUUGAUGUUCACAUUAAAAUCAAGGAAGACCUGGAAGAUCUUAUGAUGAAUUGGACUGAAAGCAGAAGUAUUGGUGAUAUCAUUCUCAAAUAUUCAAAAGACUUGUUGAAAACAUACCCUCCAUUUGUGAAUUUCUUUGAAAUGAGCAAGGAAACUAUUACAAGAUGUGAAAAACAGAAGCCAAGAUUUCAUGCCUUCCUCAAGAUAAAUCAAGCUAAACCAGAAUGUGGCCGUCAAAGCUUAGCUGAACUCCUUAUCCGUCCUGUUCAGAGGCUGCCUAGUGUUGCUCUGCUUCUAAAUGAUAUUAAGAAGCAUACAGCAGAAGAAAACCCAGACAAAGUAACUCUAGAGAGAGCUAUUGAAUCAUUAAAGGAAGUGAUGACACACAUUAAUGAAGACAAAAGGAAAACUGAAGCACAAAGGCAGAUCUUUGAUGUUGUCUAUGAAGUUGAUGGAUGUCCAGCCAAUCUCCUGUCCUCUCACCGAAGCUUAGUUCAGCGUUUGGAAACUGUUGCACUUGGUGAUGAUCUCUGUGACAAGGGAGAGCAGGUCACACUCUUCCUGUUUAAUGAUUGUCUAGAGAUUGCAAGGAAACGGCAUAAAGUUAUUGGUGCUUUCAAGAGUCCCCAUGGUCACACCAGGCCUCCUGCAUGUCUCAAGCAUGUUGUUCUCAUGCCUCUCUCCCAGAUCAAGAAGGUGCUAGACAUCAGGGAAACGGAAGAUUGCCAUAAAGCUUUUGCCUUAGUUGUACGGCCACCUACAGAGCAGAACAACAAACUACUCAGUUUCCAGAUGACGACUGAAGAACCUCCCAAAGAAGACUGGUUGAAGACACUGUGUCGGCAUGUGGCUAACACAAUUUGUAAAGCAGAUGCAGAAAACCUCAUUUAUACGGUUGAUCCUGAUUCAAUUGAAGUAAAUACUAAAGAUAUGGACAGUACAUUAAGCAGAGCAUCCAGAGCAAUAAAGAAAACAUCAAAAAAGGUUACAAGAGCGUUUUCUUUCACCAAAACACCAAAAAGGGCUCUUCGAAGGGCUUUAAUGACACACAGUACCAUAGAAGGACGAAGUCCCUGCUCAACUAAUGAGAGUUUCAUGGGCAGCCGCCUGCCUAGUACCUCCUCACUAGCGGCUGUUCCUUCUCCUUCCUUGGUCAGCCUUCCUUCCAUCUUUGAAAAAAGGAGUCACACAUUAAGUCGAUCAACAACCCACUUGAUAUGAAACAGUUUUAAAAUACAAUGUCAUAUUGUAGUGACCAACAAGCAGCUGGCUGUUCAAAUGACCUGUUACUGACAUUAAUGGUACCUUAGUCAUUAGCACUUAGCAGUAAUUAGCAAAAUGUUAGUGAACACUAAGUUAAUCACAAGAGGUUUUUAGUUGUAUUGAAGCAGAUCAGCUAAU
This is a messenger RNA of Tinamus guttatus (white-throated tinamou), 2928 nucleotides long. The record is from RefSeq and is a predicted model, not a curated record. Lineage: Eukaryota; Metazoa; Chordata; Aves; Tinamiformes; Tinamidae.